Molecule: messenger RNA, 5778 nt
Organism: Silurus meridionalis
Lineage: Eukaryota; Metazoa; Chordata; Actinopteri; Siluriformes; Siluridae
Gene: map7d3
Product: MAP7 domain containing 3
Exons: 20
Coding region: 1-2742 (913 amino acids)
Biological process (GO): microtubule cytoskeleton organization
Cellular component (GO): microtubule cytoskeleton
Source: RefSeq, a predicted model, not a curated record
AUGUGCGCGUGCCCGGCAAAGCGCGCGCUGCAAGCUAAUGAAUGUAGCAGGAGGAGAAAAAAAAAUAGAGAAGGAAAAACUUCGGUAAAAAUGGCGGAAGGCGCAACGUCUCUGAAAGGAUUGCGAGCGCAAAUGGCUGCAGUUGCCCAAGCGCAGGCUGAAGAGCGACGGAGCCUUGCCGGGAACAACACGGCACCAAUUACAGCCAGCGCUACCAAGAGCCAUGCUAAACCAGUGAUUGAUGGAGCAGUUCUUAGAGUUGAUGAUAAGCUUCGAGUAGCCAAAGAAAGGAGAGAUGAGCAAGAGAAGCAGCAAGCAGUGCGCGGGUCUCAGAUUCUAGAGCGGGAGCAUAAAGCCAAGCUUCAGGUCGAGAGACAGAUGGAGGAGAGACAAAGAAAGCUGGAGGAGCAGCGCAGGAAAGAGGAGCAAAGAAGAGCUGCUGUAGAGGAGAAGAGGAAACAAAAGCUGGAGGAAGAGAAGGAGCACUAUGAGGCAGUGAUGCGGCGCACAAUAGAGCGCAGUCAGAAAGUGGAGCAGAGGCAGAAGAGAUGGUCCUGGAGUGGCCUGACAGAUUCAGACAACAGAAAUGGUGAGAGUGACAGUGGUCCCACCUCUUCCCCAGUCACUAUAGUAAUCUCCCCAGCCUCUCCGAUCUCCAAGCCUCCCAGAAGCCACACAACCCAAGUAGACAAGCGUUCCUCCUCUACUACAAACCUCAAACAGUCUGCAGACCCUGCUAUCAGCAAGCGCCUUUCCUCAUCUGCAGCCCUCCUUAAUUCUCCUGACAAAAGUGCAAAGCGGAGGAGUUCUUCUUUGAACCGGUUGCCUAGCACUGUCCCUCGGGUUUCUAAAGAAGCACAUAAGCAGCCUCAGGUGGAACAGACAGGCCCUGUCCUGAAGAAACGGAGCUCCUCCCUUUCCCGUGUGGGGAAUAGAGCUCCUCCCACUGGUAAACCAGAGAAACCCACACAGGUUGAAUCAGCCCAUCGCCCGUUGGCCAGUCCCUUGGACAGCAGUGUCCUCAGUCGUCUCCUCACCCCCACCCAGGCCUCUCUAGCUAGGAGCAAGAGUGCAGCAGCCCUUUCAGCAAAUGGAGCGGAUGAGACAGAGUCUCACCUGUGUCCUCGAUCAGUGUCAUCCACACCACUGCAGCCCUCCCCUCGUGGCCCCCUGCGGAGUCGCAGCACCGACCGCCAAAAAACCAGCCUCAGCUCUACCUCUGCCUCUUCCGACUCCAUUUCAAACAUUGCUCAGAAAGCUGAAAAGGACAAGACUUCACCGGCUGCAAAACGUCCUCCUUCACCUUCCACAGUUCCCAGUCGCCAUCGUUCUCCCUCCCCAGGCCCUAUUGGUGGACCCACGAGAACGCCAUCACCUGGAGCAGCCAAGCACAGUCCUCGUAAUCGGCCGCCCUCACCCAGUGGAGUGAAGCAGAGGCCUCCAUCACCUCAGCCUACUUCCAAACCACCACCUAUCCAGAAACCUGCCCUCACCCCAACAGGUCCUCCUAUUCUGAGAAAGAGAGAGUCCAAACCCAAAGACACAUCUCCAAUGACUGCUCUAACAACACAGCCUCAAGAUAUGAGCACUUCAAGCCCAGUUUCCAGCACCAAGCCCAAAGAUGAUCCUAGUCUGAAAACUACGGCCGGCACUAACUCUGCUGCUGAAGCUGCUAAGAUCCUGGCAGAGAACAGGCGUCUGGCUCGUGAACAGAAAGAGAGAGAGGAACAGCUCAGACUACAGAGAGAGGAAGAGGAGAGGGUAAGAAAAGAAGAGGAAGAACGUCUGGCUGAGGAGGAGAGAGUGAGACGUUUGGAGGAGGAGAAGGUUCGGGCAGAGGAGAGAAAGAGGGAAGAGGAGGAGCAGGCUCAGAAGGCAGAAGAGGAAAGAGAGAGACUGGAGCUGGAAGAACAGCAGAAACGAACUGAGUUACAGAAAGAGGCAAGAAACAGUAUAAGCAUCACACACAUAACCGAGACUGAUGGAUGUAACCGUUGUGUGAUUUUUUUAUUGAUUUUUGUGUUGCAAAAAUUGCAGCGAGAGGAGGCAGAAGCAAAGGCUCUGGAAGAAGCAGAGAAGCAGCGACAGGAGAGAGAGCGCAUCAUGCAGCAGAACCAGCAGGAGCGCAUGGAGAGGAAGAAGAGAAUCGAGGAAAUUAUGAAAAGAACCAGAAAAAUGGACCAAAAUGAUUUCAAGGGUAACGAUGAGGAAGGCAUUCCAGAUGAGAAUGGUGACGAGGUUAAUGACGAGCUAAACUGUGAAACCACGGAGGACCAAUUUGUGGCGUCAGAGCAAGAGACAGAGUUCGUCAACCAAUCAGACAUUCAGGAGCGAGCCAUGUCUUCAGAAGAAGCUCAGCUUAAGUCAGACGAGACUCUUGACAAUAUGAAUGAACAGGCCAAAGUGGACGACAAAGAAAACAACAAUGGCCUCAGUGCAGCACAGCCCACAGCCAUCAGUAACUCUUAUACAAAGACACAUCUGGUGGAGGGCUCUGAAUUUGUGAAUCAGGACUGUAACAUGGGAAUGAAUGGGAAAGCAGGGUCCUGGAGCUUUGAAGAGUUCAUUGAUCUCGGGGUUCACACUAAAGGCCGGCCACUCAUGGAGCCCGAAACCUGUAAUCAGGGUCUAAUAGAGUGUGGUGUGGCACCUGAAGGACCCAGAGUGGCUUUUGAUGACAAGUCGGCCCCUGUGAACUCCCUCCACCCUGCUCAGCCCAUUGAAGCCCUGUCCGAGAUUUGAUUUGACAUCUUCACCCAUGGAUGGUUGCUAAUUGCACUGCAUGAUGUUUGCCUCGUCGAGUUUCACCUGAACAGCCAGAGAAAGUGAAUCACACAGGACCUCGACGUCUGCACCUCCAUCAAGAAAAGUUGAAUAUACUUUUUUUGUUUUGUUUUGUUUUGUUUUGUUUUCUUCAAAAGAAAAAUGCUUCAGGGAAACAUAAUCUUCCAUUAUGCUUUAUUUUCUGUUUUCCUGUCUUUCUUUUUCAUUGAUGGCAUCUAGUCAGUUAUCUUUGUUUUGUUUUUUCCUCUCACCAAUAUUUAUGUAUUGAUCUUUUUUUUUAUGUUAAAUCUUGAGUAAUUUAUUCUUCUGACUUCUUUUAUGACUUGUUGCUUUCUGUAUUAUCUUUCUUUUUUUCACAUUUGUAUUCCAUUUUAUUUUGAUUAGGUGUUACAUGUGAUCCCAGUUAGUCAGUGGAUUGAAGCAGAAAAGAGCAAUUAAUGUGAAUUAACGCUGUUGAGGUCGGAGGAGGAAAAACCUCCAGCGGUCUCACACUGGUUUAAAAUGUUCGUGAACUGAGUAGUGCUCAACUAUUUGAAAGCUUUUCAAGAUCCUCAUGAAUCCGAAAUACCAAGAUACUCCUCUCUCUCUCUUUCUCUCUCUCUCUCUCUCUCUCUCUCUCUCACUCUCUCUUUAUAUAUAUAUGUAUAUAUGAGUGAUAGAGAGGGAGCACGAGCCUUAGCACGGAUUCUUUAAAGUUACACUGAUGCAUGGGGCGCCUUACCUGCAUUUUCUGCUUCUUCCCAAACUAAUGUGAUCUCUCUGGCCAUUAAGCUGCUUAUUGUCCUCUAGCAAAUCUUGGUCAAGAUAUUUCAUACAUUAAGUUGACGAAAAUAGGAACUGGUAAAAGUGCUAAAUGUCAGACAGCUGAAAUCUUUUCAAAUUGCUUUAGUCUUUAAAAGAUGAAGGUUCUUAAGCAAAAAGAAAAAAAAAACAUAUGUAACUUGAAUGAAGUUUUAACCUUGUAAAUUUCAGGUUUGUGGCUGUGGCUAUUGCCUUAAGCUUACAUUUUCUUCUACAUAUUACGUAAAUGUAAACACAGUUAGGCAUUCACAUAGAGUCUAAUUUAAGAGUAUACUAAAACGAUGGAACGUUAGCGUGAAUUUCUACAUUACAUGCGAACAUGCCGUUGCAGCACAUACGAAUAUUACUGUAAACUCUGUUUAGGUGCAUGUUGUUCCCUGUAGGAUGUUAGACAGAGGGGAUUCUCUGUUCUGUUUUCAACGCUUGAAUAAUUGCUAGUGUUCUGUUAAACCCCACGUUCCCUCAGGGUCGGAGCUCUGUCAGGUUUUGGAGACCACCAUUUUUAUUUCUCUUGCUCUCACUCUUUUUAAAUCAUUAAUCCAGUGGCUCAGCCAGUUUUAUGUUUUGUAAAAUCGAUCUCACAUAUUAAGAUAAUAUUUAAAACGAUAUUCGUACUUGUGUAAGUAUUAUGAACAUGGAUCAGUAUUCGACUGUUAUUCUAUGACUUGGGGGAUGUAGGAUGUGGAAGGGAAGUGUAAUUUGGUUGGUUUCUCUCUGGCGCACAUCUGUACUGCUGCUACAUAACAGCAUCUGAUCUGGAACAUCAAAAAGCCUGGUUUUGUUCGUUGUUUUCUGGGGAAUGAAUGGAGGAGGAAUUUUGAACGUUGCAGGAGGUUGUGUGCAAGUCAUGUUGUAGAAAAUAAAAACGAUUGAUCAUUCCUCUACUCUUGAUUUGAUAAUGAUCGUCUUGAUGUAAAUGCAUAGAAACGAAACACGUGGACUUUGUUUAGAAGUCAAAAAUGCUGGAAUCAGGGGUGGUGGAUACAGAAGAAAGGUUCGGAGGACUGCUAGCUAAAAGAAUUCAUAUCGUUUGAGUUUCUGUCUGUUUACUCGCACUGUUGUCAGUCGUUGCAAGCUUGAAGCUCAAGUGCUUUAAGUGUCGCGUUGAUGGUUAUGGGUUCAUAGUCUAUUUCAGGACUGCUUGGGCUUUUUUUAAUACACUAGUUUACACCGCAGUAACUAAGGCCAAUGAGCAUUGGGCAUUUGACUAUUUAAAAUCGUAGUCAUUCACUAAUAAACUAACUAGCAUCAUUCCUCUCAUAACACUCUUUCCAAUAUAGACAUGGAUCACUUAAAUGAAAGGUGUCGUUUUUUUUUUUGUUGUUGUUGUUGUUGCCACAGCUUGAAAAUUCAUUGGCAUUUUUCUAAAAGACUCCAUAGUUUACAACUUUAGAUUGAGGACCCGAACACUGUCCGUAAUUCCAGUGGUGACACUCGGCAAACACUCAGGCAUGAAAACAAACCCAUAAGCCUGUACCAAUAAGGGAGAGAUGUGCUGCAGAACACUUCUUUCAUUUGAGCCUUUCAGCAGUCGCUCCCUACCACGUGGUGUACAAAAAAGAUGCUAAACACCCAAAGCACUUGUAGUCUUGCGGUGGCUGUUUUCAAACGCAUGCAGUCAUUAUGUGUAUUUUUCACGUGUGCUGCUUUUGCAGGAUGCUACCAUGGUCACUUGGACAGGGUCACACCAGUACUGUUGCUGCUGCUUUUUUUUGUUGUUGUUUGUUUUUGUCCCAGGACCCUGUAAACCUUUUGAGUGUUUUGGAGCUGUUCUCUAGCUUGGAGUGCUCACCAUGGCUGAAAGAUAGAACGGUGCCUUAGGAAUAGAGUGAGACAUAUUUAUUUUCAUAUAUUAAUAACUCAAUGUUUCAUGAUGUGCUUUCGCUGGCCAUGACAAUCAUUUUACUUGACCAGUGCCCUAAAUAGUAUGCAAUUUUCUGUAUCUUGAAAUAGAAAAGUUCUAAUUCUACUUGUGAAAUUUCCCAAACUGUACUGGAAAAUAUAUCAAACUGUUUAAAUAAAAGUUUUGUUAGAUAAAAGAAGUCAGUUUUUGAUGUAAAGUUGCCCAUACCUACUGUAAUAUACUUGUGCUUUCAUGAUGCAUAAAUGAAGGCUUUAGACGAAGCUUGAAAUUUAUUGUUCAGAUUCAAUGUCACUUCACCCGAAAUGCCAUGAAUAAAGUAUAUACUAACA